This is a messenger RNA of Nicotiana attenuata, 747 nucleotides long. Its product is annotated as bidirectional sugar transporter SWEET2a-like. Lineage: Eukaryota; Viridiplantae; Streptophyta; Magnoliopsida; Solanales; Solanaceae. The record is from RefSeq and is a predicted model, not a curated record. Bases 67 to 507 code for a protein of 146 amino acids. Gene Ontology annotation, molecular function: sugar transmembrane transporter activity. Gene Ontology annotation, biological process: carbohydrate transport. Gene Ontology annotation, cellular component: membrane. The transcript is spliced from 5 exons.
GAAAAAUAGUAUAUAUAAGUUUGGUUAUGUGAUAUGUGAAUUUUGAACUGAUUGAGAAAAACGGAAAUGUCAAUAUCUGCAGCAAAUGGUUUGUUCUCAACUUAUUCAAUUUGCAGUAAUGCAGCUGGGAUUGCAGGGAACCUUUUUGCAUUUGUUUUAUUUGUGUCACCAAUACCAACAUUCAGAAGGAUCAUCGGAAGCAAGUCAACAGAACAGUUUUCUGGGCUGCCUUAUAUUUAUGCGCUCUUGAAUUGCUUAAGCUUAAUAUGUCUCUGGUAUGGAACGCCAAUAGUAUCUCCUGGUAUUAUACUGGUUUUCACUGUCAAUUCAGUUGGAGCAGUAUUCCAGUUGGUUUAUAUAACCAUCUUCUUCAUAUUUGCAGAGCGGGAAAAAAAGGUCCCAAAUGGAAUAGGAGGAGUUCUUGGGGUCAUACAACUGGUCUUGUACUGGAGAUAUAGCAUAUCCAAUGAGGAGCCAACAAGACCUCUCCUGGAGUCCUAUGCAUGAUAAAAUACACCGGAAAGUGGUAAGUACUUACUCGCAUUCGGUGUUUAUGCCAAACUUAUACAGAAGACACACGUCUUACAUUCAUAGGUUUGGUAUAAACACCACGCUUGGCUAUUUUUUUCCCGUCGAGAAGCCAUCCAAAAAUUGCUUCUUUUCUAUUCUCAUUCUUUUGUGUAACAAUCAGAUAUAAGUUGAUGUCCCAUUUGCGAUUUGUAUACCAAAGUCGUGUGAUUUGUUAUG